UUCCGCCGCUCGGGUCCCGCCCGCCCGGAAGGCGCCGCAGGUGAGGCCACCGGGGCGGGACGGGACGGGACGGGACGGGCCGGGCCGGGCCGGGCAGGGUGCGGAGCCCCGGGGCCGGUGCCGCAGCGGGCAGGUGCCGGGGCUCUUCCCCCGCCAUGUCGCGGAGCGCCUCGUCCCCGCCGCCCGCCGGCUCCUCGCCGCCGCCGCUGCCCCUGCAGCCGCCCCGCGGCCCCGCCGAGCUGAAGCCGGUGCGGCGCUUCGUGCCCGACUCCUGGAAGAAUUUCUUCAAGGGCCGGCGCGGCCGGGAGGCCGGCUGGGGCAGCACGGCGUCCGACAUCAGGUACGUGUCGGAUGGGGUGGAGUGCUCGCCGCCCGCAUCGCCCGGCGCCAGGCGGGCAGAGCCCCGGUCGGUGCCCGGCUCCUACAGGGAGCCCUAUGGAGGGUCGGGGGGCAGCUGCCCGUCGAGGAAGGAGGCUGAAGCCAUGCUGCGCGGGGACUCGCUGGGGUCGCUGGAGCAGCGUGCGCCCACCGGCAUGACCUACAGCGAGCGGGUGGAAGCCUACCAUCAGCGGUACGCCUACAUGAAGUCCUGGGCUGGCCUGCUCAGGAUCCUCGGCGUGGUGGAGCUGCUGCUGGGCGCCGCCGUCUUCGCCUGCGUGACGGCCUACGUGCACAAGGACAACGAGUGGUACAACAUGUUCGGGUACUCGCAGCCCUACAGCUACGGGGCCAGCGGCACCUACGGAGGCUACUACUACAGCGGACCCAAAACUCCCUUCAUCCUGGUGGUAGCUGGCGUGGCGUGGAUAGCCACCAUCGUGCUGCUGGUGCUCGGCAUGUCGAUGUACUACCGGACCAUCCUCCUCGAUUCCAACUGGUGGCCGCUAACAGAGUUUGGCAUUAAUGUGGCCAUGUUCUUUCUGUACAUGUCGGCGGGCAUAGUGUAUGUCAACGACAUCAACCGAGGUGGUCUCUGCUAUUACCAGUUUUUUAAGACGCCAAUAAACGCCUCUUUCUGCCGCAUAGAAGGGGGUCAGACAGCAGCAAUCAUCUUCUUGUUCGUCACGGUGGUCAUCUAUCUGAUUAGCGCAUUGGUUUGUCUGAAGCUGUGGAGGCACGAAGGAGCCAGGAGGCACCGGGAGUUAAUGGAACGAGAGAUGAAAACACAGUCAUCUUUACCAGAAAAGAAGUAUGACAGUGAUGAUGGACCAAGAGAAGAGGCCAAUUACAGCCAGCUUAAAUCAGUGGAAAGGAAACAGGAACUACUUAAUGGUCAUAUACCUGCAGGACACAUUCCUAAACCUAUAGUGAUGCCAGACUAUUUAGCGAAAUACCCAGCAAUUCAAACAAAUGAAAUGCGAGACCGGUACAAAGCAGUAUUCAAUGAUCAGUUUGCCGAGUAUAAAGAACUGUCUGCGGAAGUUAAUGCUGUACUAAAAAAGUUUGAUGAGCUGGAUGCAUUGAUGAGACAGCUUCCUCAUCAUCCUGGAAGUAUAUAUGAACAGGAAAGGAUAUCAAAAGUUCUGCAAGAAUACAAGAAAAAGAAAAAUGAUCCUGCAUUUCUGGAGAAAAAGGAGCGUUGUGAAUACCUCAAGAAUAAGCUUUCUCACAUAAAACAACGAAUUCAGGACUAUGAUAAAGUUAUGAAUUGGAAUGUACAAAUAUAGUAGUGCCUUGACCUCGGGGAUACUACUUUCUGGUUUUUAAAUCAAUAUGCAUAUUUUAAAAUAUUUAUUUACUUUCAGAACUGUACACUUUCUACGGGGAUAACUGCCUAAUCAUUUUGUCACUUAUUUAGAUAUUGUAUGUUAUGGUCAGGUUUUGUAUGCAGAUCAGUUAUAAAUCCAUGUAGAGAAGCUGUCAGAUAUGUUUAGAAUACCAGUGUUAACAUUCUGCUGUCAUCAGCCAGUACACAGCCUGGCCUCUUAAAGGUGCAUACUUUAUUUGAAAAUACUGUAUCUGCAGAGUCCACUAGAAAAAACAGUUCUAAAUACUGUAUCAAAAGUGUGUAUAUAAAUGCUGUAACAAUUUCAGAUUUCAUGUAUAGAUGACGUCUUAAUGGUAUCAGAAAGAGUUGAGCUGUUCCUUGUGGCUGCGGUUUGGCAGAGUAAUUCAUGACACAGAAGUACCCUAUAGACUUAUUUUCUACUUGGAAAGUAGGAAAUCAGUUUUAUAAGACUACUGUAUUUUCAAAUUCUCUGCUGUAUGUCAGAAGUUAUCUGGAAUUUCACCUAAUAAGGGAUGCAGAAUAAGUUCCUGUUUAAGCAAUGAUUGUAUGCUGGGUUGUGUUUUGUUUCUUAUGCGCCUCUGUCAAGAUGACACAGAAAAUACGUGGCCUUAAGGGAAGAGAGGUACAGGGUUGGAAUCAUGUUUAGUGGUCCACUAGCAUUGCUAGUGUUCUCUACAUAUAUUUUAGGGUUCAUCUUAGUAGGCUUCCAUGGGCUUAAAGAAAAGGAAAACACUCAUUUUCUUUGUCUGCAAGAUACAGGACUUUUUGUUUUGGACAAGUUUUAAGAUUACCUUGGUGCAAGUGUUUGAGAACUCAUUAUUCAGAGAACGAAAUUGUUUCCCAUUUGAAGUAUAAAUUACUAGCAUCUUUUAUAAGGGCAUGUAGGAUGUUUUGUGUAUUUUUUAAAGCAUACAUUUUCAUAUUGUGUCUUGAAGAUACAGGUUUAUAUAUGCAAAUCUUCCCACGAGCUAUUGAGUUCUCUUCUUUGUAUGCUUUUUCACAUCUUUGUUUACUUUUUUACUUAGUGAAAUUGUUAGAAGCAUUGGUAGUUUCUUUGUACAGUUUUCUAUACCUGCAAUUUGACUUUUCUUAAAUACAUUUUAAUUAAAAAAAAAAAAGGCAGUGUAACCAUGUUAUUCUAUUGUUCAUAAAGGCAUUUGGUUGGAAAGGA
Messenger RNA from Anas platyrhynchos (mallard), 2900 nucleotides. It is a transcript of the gene MARVELD2, whose product is annotated as MARVEL domain containing 2. The record is from RefSeq and is a predicted model, not a curated record. Lineage: Eukaryota; Metazoa; Chordata; Aves; Anseriformes; Anatidae. Gene Ontology annotation, biological process: bicellular tight junction assembly. Gene Ontology annotation, cellular component: apical plasma membrane; cytoplasmic vesicle; bicellular tight junction.